AUGACUGCUGUUGUUGCAGCUGCAAGGCCUGCCCUGGUAAUCGUACCUGGCAACUUCAGCUUACCUCGCUUCUGGAGCGCCAUCCAGCGGUUGGUUGAAGACAAGGGCUACGCCGUCGAAGUUAUUCCGCUCCAAUCUUCUCGUGAAGUAAGGAUUGAUCCUGCGCCAGGUUUGGCCGAUGAUGUAAAGGAGGCGCAGUCACUUCUGAACAAGCACAUCAACCAAGGAAAGGAUGUUAUCAUGCUUAUGCAUUCAUAUGGUGGUAUGGUCAGAACUGAAGCAACUCGCGGCUUAGGUCGCAUUAAGCGAGAAAAGGCAGGUUUAAAGGCUACUAUCUUUACACCUCCUGGCAAAAAUACUAGGGGGCUAUACCAAACAAACCCGGGUCGCUAUCCCCGCCGCAAGGGGGAAGGCUUGCCACCAGCCCAGGGCAUUUUCAAGAUUUCUCAGGCCUCUAGGGUCUUCGGCGAUGAGCAGACAUACAAUGGCUUCCAUGGACUGAUUCCAUCCAGCUAUACACUGACUAAGAAGGACGUGACUGUUCCUGAAGCGGCUUAG
Molecule: messenger RNA, 558 nt
Organism: Fusarium musae
Lineage: Eukaryota; Fungi; Ascomycota; Sordariomycetes; Hypocreales; Nectriaceae
Exons: 3
Coding region: 1-558 (185 amino acids)
Source: RefSeq, a predicted model, not a curated record